UGACCCAGACAACGAGGACCUCUACGACAUAGACGACCAGUUCCUGAUCGGGGGCCACGUCAUGGUGACCCCCCUGCUGGAGCGGGGGGCCAGCACGGCCACGCCGCUGUUCCCCGGCCCGCACGACUGGCACCACAUCCGCACCGGCACCAGUAUAGGGCACGGGAGGAAGGCCGUCGUGGAUGAGGACCACACGGUCACUGUCAGGGGCGGCGCCAUAAUCCCGCUGCAAGAACCGCCGGCGCGCGGGCCGGUGACCACGACUGCGGCGCGUAGUGGGCCCCUACAACUUUUAGCGGCGCCCGACCGCGCGCGACAAGCCGAGGGACAGCUCUACUGGGACGACGGGGAUAGCCUCAACAGCUACGAUGAGAAGAAAUUCAGCCACAUCAAAUUCACACUCAACCGGAACAUCCUCAGCAGCAGAGUCGUCUGGUGGGGCUACGGCGUUCCCUCCAUCAAUAACAUCACUAUCUUCAAUCAGCCCACUGUGGUAUCAGUCACUGUCAAGGGAGCCUCGGCCCACUUCGAGUAUUUAGAAAAAACGAAAGUCCUCCAAAUAUACAACAUCAACCUGUCCCUAGACAACCCCUUCGAGGUCCAGUGGCUUUACAAGGCCAAACAAAACAAAGCCAUCAGCAUCAACAGUCCCUAUGUACCGAAAAGCGGGUAAUAAAUACUAUAUCUUAAUAUGGAAAUGAUGUCAUUGUCCUGAGAGGAUCGGCAGACCAAAGUCUUGUUGGAAAAACUAAACUAAAUUGUAACUGAACAUCAAAUGUUCGAGCAGUUGUUUGAUUAGUAGUGUAUGAAGAAAGAGUACAAUAGCAUGAUAGUUGUCUGUUAUCAGUGUUAUAGCAACGGAGAAAGUUCAAAGAUUCGAUAGUGAGAAAUGAAUGUUUGCCAAUUAAAUUAAGUACAGAAAUAUCUUAAAUGUUUGUUCAAGUAUCUAGUCAUAAGGUAUUUUUACUUAUGAAAUAUGUAAUUAUGUUUACUGAUUACAUUUAUUAUUAUUAAUUUACACUGUUUCUGAUACAUUUUUGAAAUCCUAUAGUGAUGAAAUAUUAUAAUAUUUAUAUAAAUAUCCCAUCCAGUUAGGAAUUUAGAUUGCAUAGUUUGUCAAUUAAGUAAAAUCUGUUGUCUAUUGAUUUAUCUAUGUAUGUAAAUAUACAAAUGUUUCCUAGGAAAAUUAUCUAAGUGUAAUAUGAUUUAAGAAUGAUAUUGUGUAAGUUUUUCUAGACGUAAGGUGCUUUGUUAAACAUUUUCUCUAAAAUGCUGACUUUCUUGCAUGUAAAAUAAUAUUACUCAAUAUGGAAAUAACAUUUACUGCCCAGUACUAGAAAUUGCUAUUGUUAUACUAUCAGUCCUCUCUUCAAUAAUUAAGUCUUCUAAAGAUACAGUAUAAUGCAUGUUUAAUGCCCUGGCUAAAUAUAAAUAAUGUAUUCCCAUAAAUUAUGUACACUUUA
Molecule: messenger RNA, 1463 nt
Organism: Ostrinia furnacalis (Asian corn borer)
Lineage: Eukaryota; Metazoa; Arthropoda; Insecta; Lepidoptera; Crambidae
Product: sucrase-isomaltase, intestinal-like
Exons: 3
Molecular function (GO): hydrolase activity, hydrolyzing O-glycosyl compounds
Source: RefSeq, a predicted model, not a curated record